AUGGAAGAAAAUUGUAUUGAAAAAACAUUUAUCUUUAAAUUCCCAACAUGUACGUCAAAUCAAGAAUACACUUUAGAAGUUCCUUUAAAGAUUCCUUUUCAAGGAUCAGUAAAGGAAAUGGUGCAUCGAAUGAUGACGUCUUUUAAACUGCCCAGUUAUAUUGAAGCUGAUCUAUUAGAGUUUUUGAAUAUCAACAUUAAACAGUGGACUUUAAAAUUUCAUGAUGAUAGAGCUGAAAAACUGCUUGAUGCAGCCAAAAAAGGUAAACUUGAUGUAGAAGAGGUCAUCAAAAAUUGGGAAAAAGCUUACAAACAAAAAACUGUUGAGCAUGCUGAGCCAUUAGGAACUUCAGAUGAAGAGCUUUUUGCUGCAGCUUACCACAAAUUGGUUCAUUCUCCAUCAUUGGAGCCUAUUUUACAGGCUGAACAUAAAUUUGGCAAAGAUGUCACAGAGGUCGUCCAAAUGAGAGAUAAAGACUAUGAGCAAUUAACUCUAAAACAAACUGAGGAAAUGCGAUUGGCUGUGGAAACUCUUGAGUCUGGUUCAACUGAAAAAUCAAUCAAUGACAUGGCAGGUCGUCACUUUGAGGAGCAAAGCUUAUUGCAGGGCCAAUGGGGAUCUAAAAUUGAUGCUCUUAAACUAGAACAAAGGAGACAGUACAGGAAUUGGAUAAUGAGAUUGUUAGAAGAGCAGCAAACGAAUAUGGUUCCUACCCCAGUGGAAUCUCCAAUGGUUUCUAUGCCACCACUUGGUCCAGGAUUAAAUGAUUUUAUUAAAACUGACGAGAAAAAUACUUGUGAUUACCAGCAAUUGGAAGAAAGUUUUACUAUACACUUAGGUUCUCAGUUAAAACAAAUGCACAAUAUUAGAAUACUCACAGGUGAUGUCCUUGACUUUUGCCAGACGAGGAAUUGUAAUUCAGAAAGCUUAGAUCCUACUCCCCAGAGAUUACAAACUGCUUUAGGGCUAUAUUCUAACGAUUUGUGUGGACUGGUCCUGUUGAGUGAUAAUCAUUUAGGUAGCUACUCAGGAAUGACUAAAGAGCUUGCUUCAAUAUCACAACUAACAACAGAGUUUCACUUCCUUCCCAUUGAUGAACAACUUGAAAAAAUACGAGAAGAUGUAAAAGAAGCUGUAGCUUGGAGACAAGCUCAUCAUAAAGAAGAUAAUGAUGUGCAGCAACAAAAUAAAAAAUCUACGUCGAGCAAAACGUUACAAACUGGCGAUGUUUUUAUUACAAGGCAUUCCAAUUUAGCUCAAGUUCAUGUUGUAUUUCAUAUGGUAGUAAAUGAUUCUCUAAGAUCAGGAGACAUAAACUCAAGACACCCAGCUAUUUUAGGUUUAAGAAAUAUUUUAAAAACGGCUUGCUGCAAUGAUGUAACGACUUUAACGAUACCUGUUCUUUUGGUGCAUGAGAUGACUGAAGAUAUGACGGUUGCUUGGUGCACCAAAAGAGCUGAACUUGUAUUUAAAUGCGUUAAAGGUUUUAUGAUAGAAAUGGCUUCUUGGGGAGGUGCAGAGUUGAAAAAUUUGCAAUUUUUAGUUCCUAAGGGAAUGUCUGAAGAGGUUUUUGGAACCUUAGCGACCAUGCUGCCAAGUAUUUUUAGAGUUUCAAACCCAUUGAUUUUUAAAGCCACUAGCACACCACAGACACCGAAAAAGUGACGCAAAAGCAGUAGUAGUGUACAUUUUCAUAAUUGUAUAUAUAAAUUAUAAAUAUUUCGUUCAUACUCUCUAUGUAUUAUGGAUCGUGAUUCAAUUUAUCAACAAUUAUACAUAAACAAUUAGUUGUAAGAGUAAACAUUUAUAGGCUGCAAUUUUUUUUAUUCUUAUUGUGUGUAAUAUUUCAAGACUGACGACUUGUUAAAACCUUUUUAACAGCCUAAAGAUGAUACUAAUGUCAUAUUUUUUACUAAUUCGAAGAAAAAAACGCUUUGUUAUAAUUAACAUUGCUACUAUUGAA
Messenger RNA from Copidosoma floridanum, 1963 nucleotides. Its product is annotated as FERRY endosomal RAB5 effector complex subunit 3. Gene Ontology annotation, cellular component: cytoplasm. The record is from RefSeq and is a predicted model, not a curated record. NCBI's taxonomy places the organism in Eukaryota, Metazoa, Arthropoda, Insecta, Hymenoptera, Encyrtidae.